Messenger RNA from Cylas formicarius (sweet potato weevil), 7033 nucleotides. Its product is annotated as fatty acid synthase-like. The record is from RefSeq and is a predicted model, not a curated record. The coding region runs from base 1 to 7014 and encodes 2337 amino acids. NCBI's taxonomy places the organism in Eukaryota, Metazoa, Arthropoda, Insecta, Coleoptera, Brentidae. The transcript has 25 exons. Gene Ontology annotation, molecular function: fatty acid synthase activity; oxidoreductase activity. Gene Ontology annotation, biological process: fatty acid biosynthetic process.
AUGGCGUCCAGGUUUGCGGUCAGGACUGUGGUCACUGAUGAGUCCGGGAAUGAGGAUUCCUCGAUCAAGAUCGGGAGGAUUCUGGCAAAUCCGUCGCCUGGCGAGGAAGUCGUCAUAGCAGGACUCUCCGGUAUAUACCCGGACUCGAACGAUGUGCACCACUUUCGAGACAACCUUUUUAAUAAAAUCGACAUGAUAUCUGGCGACUGCAGAAGAUGGGAACCUACGCACCCGGAGAUCCCACAAAGGACCGGAAAGGUGUACAACAUCGAGAAGUACGACGCCGGUUACUUCGGUGUCCAUCACAGACAAGCUACCUGUAUGGACCCUAUGUGUCGCUUGCUUUUGGAGAGGGUUGUCGAGGCCAUCUUCGAUGCGGGACUCAACCCUUCCGAUUUGGAGGGUACCAAUACCGGUGUGUUCAUCGGUUCUUGCUUUAGCGAAAACGAAAAGACGUGGUUCUUCGAGAAACUCAGCCCACAGACUCCAGCUAUUAUGGGCACGGAGAGGUCGAUGCUGUCCAACCGGAUCAGCUACUUCUUGAAGCUAAAAGGUCCUUCGUAUAUUUGCGAUACCGCUUGCAGCAGUUCACUAUUCGCCUUUGAACACGCUUACAAAGCCAUACGGACCGGGGAAUGCGAGAAUGCCAUUGUCUGCGGCACCAAUGUCUGCUUACAUCCCUAUUUGUCUCUCCAGUUUGCUAGGUUGGGAGUGUUAAGUCCCGAAGGUAACUGUCGACCUUUCGACGAAGCUGGAAAUGGCUACGUGAGGUCCGAGGCUAUAGUAGCGAUACUCCUGCAGAAAUCCAAAGUAUGUAAGAGGAUCUAUGCGACGGUGUUGCACGCCAAAACUAACUCCGACGGGUACAAAGACUCGGGUAUCACGUUCCCCUCUAGGGAGAUGCAGAAGAACCUGAUGCAUGAACUUUACGAAGAAUAUGACGCGAUCAAGCCUAGCGAACUUAGUUUCUUGGAGGCUCACGGAACUGGCACCAAAGUAGGCGAUCCCGAAGAGCUACAGGCUAUCGAGGAGGUCUUCCUCAACGAUAGGAAAACACCCCUCCUAAUCGGCUCUGUCAAGUCCAACAUUGGUCAUUCAGAAGCCACGUCGGGACUCUGCUCUAUAACCAAGGUGAUCAUUGCGAUGGAGACCGGUUUCAUUCCCCCCAAUAUCAACUACGAGGUGCCACGCCAAGGCAUUAAAUCGCUCGAGGAGGGCAGGUUGAAGGUGAUUACGCAAAAGACUCCUUUCCAAGAUAGCAGGGGGUUGAUCGGAGUGAAUAGCUUCGGUUUCGGCGGUAGCAACUGCCACGUGUUGCUCAGACACAACGCCAAAAUCAAGCAAGCCGCAGGCCGAUCAAAAAACGACAUCCCCAGACUUGUGUGCGUUAGUGGACGCACCGAGAACUCUGUAACUACGCUGUUGGAGGAUGUUAAGGAAAACGGAUUUGACGUGGAACAUAUCGGUCUCUUGCAUAACAUUUUCAGGAAACGCGUCGGCAACCAUUUUUACAGAGGGUACUCUUUGGUGAGCAGAACAGAAGAGAUAACGAGGUCCAUUAGAUUCAACGCUGAACGUAAAUGGCCACUGGUUUUGGCAUUCGGCGAGAUGAAUCUCUCCAAGCAGCAACACGCCAGCUUCCUUAAGCUGCCUAUCUUUGCAGCAACCCUCCAGAGGAUAUCAGGAACCUUGUCUCCGCUGGGAAUAAACGUAGUCGAUGUGUUUGUCAAUAUACACCAACCAGAUAGUCUCCGAGAUUCGAUAAUAAGAAAUUUGGUGACCCAACUGGCCGUGGCCGACAUCUUGCGGGAGCUGGAAAUCGAACCUGCCAGAGUGUUCGGUGCUUCGCUGGGAUUGUCUCUAGGAACAUUAGCUUGCGCUUAUUUUGACAAAGCUGUGACGCUGAAAGAAGUGAUGGAAUGCGCAUUGGCCAUAGUUAACGCGGCCAUCCUAGCCGCUAACGAGAUUAAGGGAGCUGCUGUGAUUGAAGAUUUAGGGUCUCUGAUUUCGAAAACCACCAAGAUUGCUAUCAAUCUAUCUCAAGAGCUGACGAGCAUCUUACGGAAGCCCAGACGUUUUAGUGACAAAGUAAUUCCCGAUUCGUCUGAGUUUUCAUCGGCGUACAUCAUGAUGUCGUUGGGAAGUAAAAAGGUUUUAUCUGACGUCAAAACUAUGAUUGAAGGCCAAACUACGGUCGCAGAGAUCGGCAAUGGGGUUCUUUCCCAAUGUAUCAAAAAUGAUGCCAGCAAAAAAAGGGACACCCACUUGAUGAGCAUGAGCGGUGGACUGAAAGAAUUUCUCUGCUUGAUUGGGAGUCUAUACGAGAUGGGACACAACCCCCAAAUACAGAAUCUGUAUCCCAAAAUCGAGUUUCCUGUGAGCAGAGGCACGCCCAUGAUCGCUCCCAAGAUUAAGUGGGAGCACGGACGGAACUGGUGGGUUUCUCUGUAUACCAGCGAGGGAAACCAUCAAAUUGAAGAAAAUACGGUGGCAGUUAUGACAGCCGACCCUAGCUUCACCUAUAUGGAAGGCCACAUCAUCGACGGUAGAAAUCUAUUUCCCGCAACGGGAUACCUGGAACUUGUCUGGGACACCCUCGCCCAAAUCCACGGCUUGCUCUUACUCGAUACCAAGAUCGCAUUCGAAAAUUGCAAGUUCAAAAGGGCUUGUCCUAUUCCCAAAGAAUCGUACAAAUUAGAAUUGAUCGUAAUGGUUCAAAAAGGGUCGGGAAAAUUUGAAGUAAUGGAAGGCGGUGCGGUCGUGGUCAGCGGUAAAGUCACCAAAGAUCCCAACGACGACUUGCAUCCUAUUCCUUGCUCUGCAAGAGUCGGGGCCCACGUUAUGCCCGACCUUACAAGUAAAGAUAUCUACAAAGAGCUGAGGCUGAGAGGAUACAACUACAAAGGGGCGUUCGCUUCAUUGGACAAUUGCGACAACGGUUGCCAAGUGGCGGAAAUCCCGUGGGAUGGAAACUGGGUGAACUUUAUCGACAAUAUGCUGCAGAUGAAAAUUCUGCAGGAGGAUACGCGACUUCUCUACGUUCCGACUCGCAUCGGCCGAAUGUUGGUGGACCCUAGGAGACACUUGGCUAUCGUCAAGUCAUACGGCGAGAAUCCAAAAUUGCCUGUCUAUAUAUCAAAAGAAGCCGAUAUCAUAAGAUCGGGUGGAAUCGAAAUUAGAGGUCUCAACGCGAGCGCCGUUCCUAGAAAGAAGUACCUCGGCACUCCGGUACUUGAGAAGUACGUGUUCGUCCCGAAUGUUCGGGAUAUGGAACUACAUCAGGCGAUACGCACGAAUAUGCAGAUUCUAUUGGAAAAUACGUUCAGUAUUAGGGUCAAAGUGGUCGAAUUAAUAGAUGAAUCGUCGAACGUAGACUCGAAACCCUUGGGAGAUAUGGUUCACGAUGUCCUUGCGGAUCAACCCUUAAUCCAGCCGGAUAUCACUAUCUUGGCGAAGGGCAUGUUGGAGAUGAAGAACGUUAAAGUUGAAGAUAAGAAACUGUUGACCGAAACGGAAUGCAGUUUGGUGAUCGGCUCCAAGAUCCUACAGAGGCCGAAGAUCCUACAACUGGCAUUCGGGUCUAUCAAAGAGCACGCGUUUAUCCUCUCCAGAGAACCUAUCGAUUAUGACCCUUGGACUAGCAUCAAUCCCAUGGUCACUAUUGUUACGGUUUUUACGACGAAAGAAGAGCGUUUGAUCUUCUUCAGGAAAGCUAUCCAAUUUGUACGACCUUCUGCGGUGCGGAUAUCUGACGAAGAACGUUUGGGAUGGCUGUCUCAGCUCCAAGCCUGCAUCAAGAAAGACGGGAACGUCCUAGCCUAUGCGCAAGGUGAACCGUCGAGUGGUAUCCUGGGCUUGGUCAACUGUACCAGAAGGGAACCAGGCGGUCAAAACGUCAAGUGCGUUUUCGUGGUAGAUGAGGCCCCUGAAUUCGAUCUAGAUGAUAAUUUUUACGUCGACCAGCUAAGCAAAAAUCUUGCCGUCAACGUUUUCAAGGACGGUCAGUGGGGUACCUACAGACAUCUUCUGUUGGAAAGGUCGCACGUCAUUGAAGCGGAGCACUGUUAUCUGACGCAAUCUAUAAGGGGCGACCUGAGCAGUUUCCGAUGGACCGAGGGUAAUUUACGAGUGGAUAGUCAAUUGCAGUCCAACGAGAAGUUGGUAUCUGUAUACUAUGCCUCGUUAAACUUCAGGGACGUUAUGACUGCUGCAGGUAAAAUAAGUGUCGACGUAAUAUCGCGCGACAGACGUGAGCAAGAUUGCGUCCAGGGUUUGGAGUUCGCUGGCAGAACCAUGGAUGGUCGACGAGUGAUGGGCCUGGUAUACAAAGGUGCCCUAUCGACACUUAUAGUUGGAGACACUUACCUAUUGUGGCCGGUACCCGAUCACUGGACCCUCGAAGACGCAGUAACAGUACCAGUCGUCUACAGCACUUGCCUCUACGCUCUAAGGAUCGGGGGCUUGACUAAGGGAGAUUCGAUUCUAAUCCAUUCUGGUACCGGAGGAAUUGGACAAGCCGCUAUAGCGUUAGCCCUCCACAUUGGAUGCACUGUUUAUACCACAGUUGGUACUCGAGAGAAAAGAGACUUUUUGAAAAAACGUUUCCCGCAACUGACUGAUAAGCAUAUAUACAGUUCCCGCGACACCAACUUUGAAAAUCAAAUAAUGAAAGCUACUGGCGGUAAAGGCGUGAACGUUGUCUUAAAUUCGCUAGCGGAGGAAAUGCUUCUAGCUUCGGUGAGAUGCUUGGCGAGGGGCGGGCGGUUCAUGGAAAUCGGAAAGUUUGACCUAGCCAACGACAACCCCCUCAACUUGCUGUUGUUCCAGAAGCAAGCCAGUUUUCAUGGUUUCAUGCUGGAUGAUUUCUUCAGACUGACGCCGGACGUCAAAAGGCAGUUCCACGAGGUCUUCCAGGAAGCGCUCAACUCGGGAGCAAUUCAGCCGCUGAAGAAGAACAUCUUCAAGAUGGACGAGGUGGAGCAGGCGUUCAGGUUCAUGGCUUCCGGUAAACAUAUUGGAAAAGUUAUGAUGCAGAUUAAGAAAGAGGAAAACGAAAAGGUUGUGAAGCCGGUUAUAGGAAAAUUUCCUGGCCUACCCAGAUAUUACUGCGAUGAGCAAAAGUCCUACAUCAUCUGCGGAGGUCUAGGGGGAUUCGGAUUGGAGUUAGCAGACUGGCUAGCACUGCGAGGAUGCAGGAAACUAAUCCUGACGUCCAGACAUGGUGUACGAACCGGCUAUCAGGGCUACAGGAUAUCAAUUUGGAAGUCCUACGGAUGCACAGUGGAAAUAUCCACGGAAAACAUAACUACGCUUGAAGGUUGCACGGCUGUUAUCAAAAAGGCUAACGAACUUGGACCGGUCCAUGCCAUAUUCAACCUGGCUGUCGUCCUUAAAGAUUCAAUUUUAGAGAAUCAAGAUGAGAAAUCAUUCAAGGUGCCUUUCGGAGCUAAAGCGUGUGCUACUGCCAACUUGGACGCCGCUAGCAGAGAACUGUGUCCCCAAUUGAGGGAUUUCGUGGUUUUCUCCUCGGUGUCUUGCGGAAGAGGAAACGCGGGUCAGACCAACUACGGAAUGGCCAAUUCCAUAAUGGAGAGGCUCUGUGAGAAAAGGCGAAGCGACGGGUAUCCUGCAUUGGCAAUCGAAUGGGGAGCCGUAGGAGAGGUCGGCCUGGUAGCGGAAAUGCAAAAGGAACACACGGAAAUAGCCAUAGGAGGCACGUUGCAGCAACGGAUAUCGAGCUGCUUGCAGGUGUUGGACGUGCUCCUGCGGCAAAACGAAGCGGCAGUGGUUUCUAGCAUGGUGGUCGCGGAAAAAAGGGCCGGCUUCGGAGCUGGAGAUAAUAUUUUGGACGCGGUAGCCAGUAUUCUAGGUAUACAAGACUUGAAAGCGAUCAGCUUCCAGGCUACCCUCGCGGAAGUUGGUAUGGACUCGAUGACGGCGGUAGAGAUUAAACAGACCCUGGAGACGGAGUUCGAGGUAUUUUUAACUGCGCAGGACAUUAAAAGUAUGACGUUUGCUAGAUUGCAAGAGAUCCAGCUUGAGAAAACGGCAGAACUCGCAACUGGUUCCAAAACCAAAGCCCUGAUGGGCAUGGACAUGAUCCUGAGGAUAAGUGUGGAACAAGAGUCUGUAAAUUUACCAUUGGUAUCCAUGAGGAAGUGUGCCGACAGUUUGCGUACUGUCGUUCUCUUCCCGGGCGUUGAGGGUAUUAUAAGCGUCUUGAAACCGCUAUAUACCAAUUUGGACGCGGAUAUCCUUGGGCUGCAGUUCUGCAACUACAAUCAAGCAGAUACGAUAGAGGGGAUGGCCGGCGCUAUUCUGCCGAUUAUCGAAGAAAGGAUGCCGAAGCAGCGACCUUUUAAUAUCGUGGCAUAUUCGUUUGGAGCCGUCGUUGCUUUGGAGGUAGUCAGCUUGCUGGAGAAGAAGGGGUAUUGCGGGAGCAUGGUGUCCAUCGACGGUGCGCCGGAUCAAUUGAAGAAACUCACCAAAAUAUUGGAGGUGGAAUCAGAUGACCGAUUCCAAACCAGCCUGUUGAUCCAUUUGAUGUGUUUGAUCAUUCCAUUCGACCGUAUUUCCAAGCAUGUGGAAGCCCUCUACAAAUGUUCCAACUUCGAAGAAAGGCUAAAGUUAGGGGAGGCUAUAGUAGGCAACAAGGCUUUGCAUUCUCCGGAGCACCAAAAAGCUAGUACAAUUAGUUUAUACAAGCGAAUUAAGGCGUUAGUUAUGUACGAGCCAGAUUUCAAGUUGAAGUCUCGAGUGACGCUGCUGAAACCGACCCAUUCCAGUAUCGAAAUGGAUUCCGAAGACUACGGUCUAUCGAAGGUGUGCGAGCACCCGGUAGAGUUGAAGAUGUUCGAAGGGAACCACGUCACCAUCCUAGAGAACCCCGAAGUUUGGCAAGCCAUCAACCAUAUCGUCGGAGGUGGUGUGACCGAAGUCGGCACCAAGGAGGAGGAACUCUUGGUGCACGCGGACGCUGUCAGCGACGAAGCGAAGGAAAAUAACUUGUGUUAAUUGAGUGUAAUUUGUGCGA